Oryza brachyantha (malo sina) is the source of this 2661-nucleotide messenger RNA. RefSeq lists its product as uncharacterized. The record is from RefSeq and is a predicted model, not a curated record. Gene Ontology annotation, cellular component: plasma membrane. The transcript has 4 exons. Lineage: Eukaryota; Viridiplantae; Streptophyta; Magnoliopsida; Poales; Poaceae. Bases 318 to 2453 code for a protein of 711 amino acids. Gene Ontology annotation, molecular function: protein phosphatase 1 binding; protein phosphatase regulator activity.
CCAUGUGUGUGCUGUGUUGCUCUCCUUUCCAAAGAAGAGGACCACAGUGCUUUGUCAGUGUCACUGCAUUCACUGUUUGAGAGCUACUUCAGUGUGGCCUAAUGCAAGAGUCUUCUCCACUCUUGUGUUGAGCUGAGCUUGUAGUUUGGUGCUUGAGGUCCCGAGGAUCUGAGCUGUGGUGCUUCUAUUUCUUUCUUUCGCAAGUUCUUUGGCAUUGGCUCCAUGUGAUUGAUGAGCUGAGCUUGAGCUCACUCCACCACUGCACAGCGAGCGGGUCAGCAGCAUCGGCGGAGCAGAUCUCUCCGGGAGAUUCAGCAAUGGAGCAGCAGCCCUGCUGCUACUUCCCGCUGCGGUGGGAGAGCACCGGCGACCAGUGGUGGUACGCCUCGCCGAUCGACUGGGCGGCGGCGGACGGCCACUACGACAUCGUCCGGCAGCUGCUGCACCUCGACCCGAACCUCCUCAUCAAGCUCACCUCACUCCGCCGGAUCCGCCGGCUCGAGGCGCUCUGGGACGACGACGCGCGCUUCGCCGGCGCGGCGGGGCACCGCGCGGGCGUCGCCCGGAGCCUGCUGAUGGAGUGCGAGUGCAAGAACGGUUCCGAGAACACGCUGCUCCGCGCGGGCUACGGCGGGUGGCUGCUGUACUCGGCGGCGUCGGCUGGGGACAUGGCGUUCGUCCAGGAGCUCAUGGACAGGGAUCCCUUGCUUGUCUUCGGCGAGGGCGAGUACGGCGUUACGGACAUGUUCUACGCCGCCGCGAGGGGAGGGAACGCCGAGGUGUUCAGGCUGCUGCUGGACCACGCCAUGUCGCCGAGGUGCUCGACGAAUUGCGCCAACGGGGAAGGCGCGCAAGGUCGCGGCGGUGGUCGCUCCUCGGUAUUCCGGCUGGAGAUGAUGAGCAGGGCAGUCCACGCCGCCGCGAGAGGCGGCAGCGUGGAGAUGCUGAGGGUGCUCAUCGAGCGCCGCUCCGACGUGUCGGAGUAUGUCGACUUCCGUGGAUCGACCGUGCUGCAUGCUGCUGCAGGAAGAGGGCAGCUGGAGGUUGUCAAAUACCUUAUGGCCACUUUCGACAUUAUCGAUUCGACUGAUAAUCAAGGGAACACGGCAUUACAUGUAGCGGCCUAUCGAGGUCAUCUGCCUGUAGUAGAGGCAUUGGUUGCUGCAUCUCCAUCAACCAUGUCAGCUGUCAACAGAGCUGGUGAUACUUUCCUCCAUUCAGCAAUUGCAGGAUUUAGAACCCCAGGCUUCCGAAGGCUUGACCGCCAAAUGGAACUUAUGAGGCACCUCAUACGUGAAAGAACAGCAGAUAUCCAGAAGAUCAUCAACCUGAGGAAUGAUGCUGGCCUUACUGUCCUUCACAUGGCUGUGGUUGGCUGUGUUCAUCCAGACCUCGUCGAACUCCUGAUGACCACACCAUCAAUCGACCUCAAUGCUGAAGAUGCCAAUGGCAUGACCCCGCUUGCACUACUGAAACAGCAGCUGCGAUCGUCAACGUCCGACAAACUGAUCAAGCAAAUAGUUUCUGCAGGAGGGGUGCUGAAUUCAAGUGUUCUGCGAACUCGGUCGGCGAUCGUUUCGCAGAUAAAGAUGCAAGGAGGGAUUGCAAGCAGCCCUGGUACAACUUUUAAGAUAUCAGAUGCAGAGAUCUUCCUCUACUCCGGGGUCGGAACCGCCGAGUCCCGGAGGCCGAGCUCAUGCUCUAGCAAUGGCAAGUGUGACCAUGCCCAUCAUGGAGAUGCAAAAUGUGCAAAUGAGGAAAACCAUGGAUCUUCAGAGAAGAGGCUGAGCUCUGCCAGCCGGGCCAAGGACCGUCUCAAGCUGAUGCUGAAAUGGCCUCGCCAGAAGAUGUCCAGGGCGCACAAGAAGUCCGACGAUGGCAGCGGCGCCAUGGAUUCCAUCAAGAAGCUGAGCGAGCAGGCCGUCGAGACCCCUGCCCCGCUCAGGCAAGCCUUCACCAAGACGACGGCGCUGAACAACAAGCGGACGCUCGCGGUGAAGACCUCAACCCCUGGCUCGGCCGCCACCAAGAAGAAGCUCAACAGCAAGCUCAUCCACGGCAUCAUGGAGGCCAUGCCACACCUGGCGUCGCCGUCACCGGCGGCCGCCUUCCCGAAAUCCUCCACGCCACAGCCGCCGCCGCGGUCCGGCAAGAUGAAGGGCGUCUGCCUGGAACUGGACGACGAGAACUCGACGACGACGACGCCGGUGUUCGGCAAGCUGAAGGACAUCGUGCUGGACAGCAACGACGACGAUGGCAUGGACGAGCCGUCGAGCUCGGGCUCGUCCAUGAACGACGACGGGUCGGCGGAGAUGCCGGCGCGGAGGCACGGGUGCGGCAACGGGAGGCUGAUCAACAUCUGCUUCGGCGCGCAGGGCCUCACCGUGGAGGACUCGGCCAGCGGGCAGCAGACCAGCAAGCUGUUCAAGCAGCAGUGCCUCCGGGUGUCCUGAUUCACUCCCCCUACACGCUCUCGCCUCUCUUUUGGAUUUGUAUGGAAGCUUGCAGUUCAACCAAACAACACGUUUUCUGGAGGUUGAACUCGUCGCUUGGUGAAUUUUUUUGUGUAUCCUAGCGUGGCUUGCUCGAUUUCUGGGUGUGCUUGUGUUUAACGGAUGCUGUUGAUGAUGAAAUAUAUUUGGUGAAUGUGAUCAGCUUGGU